AUGGCGCGAAAGCGUCUAACAAGCUGGAGGUCCCCUACGCGUGCGCGCGCAGGUUGCUUUUUAUCGAUUCGCCGGAGGCGUACCAUGCAAAACAGACGAAUGCAAAUGAAGUAAAAAGGGGCUGGCCCGUGGAACGUUCCCCGGGAGCAGGAAAAAGGCGCUGUUUGGAGCCGCGUAAUAGCUGCAAAAAAAGAGAAGGCAACGCCGAACAGGUUGGUUGGAAAAGCGAGUCAGCCUAUUCAAGCGGGGGGUGUUAAUGCAUAAAAAUAGAGAGGGAAAUCGAUGGAAAAUAUUGCACAGAGCGGUAGAUUUUUUUUUUGAAAAUAAUAGGAAGCGGGAGGCAGAUCACCAGCUUGCUUGCAGGCUCAGAUGUUCAGGAUCAAGGAAUUAAGGAAGUGGGCUGGAGGGGCUUAAGUGGCCCGGUCGCGCAGGGUGAUUCAGAUCAAGAGCUCAGCCCCAGAAGAGCCAGGGGUGGGUCUUGGGAAAUAAUGCGCGCCGGUUGAUUGACGGAUUGUCACCAUAUUUUUAGUUUAUAUUACGAUUAGCAAGGUUUGGUCGCGCUGGGGGGUCGGCAUCACCACGGUGGCUGAGGAAUCCGAACUUCCCCGGAGCCGGGUUUCUAUCUGCGGGACCACAGUGGGGCGGAAAUGGUGUCUCGAGGGCAUGUGACGAAUGCCUUUCACCGCAGCUGGUUUGAAACAGUCCUCCGGGCCAGAUAAAUGUUGGUGAAGUUCGGUAGGUAAAGCACAGGCAAAACCCGGCAGAAAGACCAGCGUGAUGAUUGCAGCAGGAGCUUUUUCAUUGGGUGCAUAAAACGCCCCCUUGUGUGAACAUAACAGCAAUGGUUUGUUGUGUGUGCUUGUACAUAAGAAUUGUGAACAUCGGGGCCAUAAAGGCAGUGAUGGGCAAGAGUUACGGCUUGUGACAUUUCUGUGUUUGUUUCAUUUCGGUACCUUUUGGCCACCAUGUUUACAAUUCCUGUUCCUGUGCAUGUAUAUCUGAGCAGCAUUGGGUGCCAGCCUGUUUGGGCAUCUGCCAAGCCCAGGAAGGGUCCCCCUGCCAAUCUUCUGCUCCUCUUCCUUGUCCUCUCCCUCGUGGGAAUGGGACCCAGAGAAGAGGGGAGUAGCCACAGGCUUCCCUGUUGUGGCUUCAUAAAGGUCUGAGGGAAGGCAGAAGGAGGGCCUGACCUAGUACAGCCAGGGAGUAAAUACUACCGGCUCCUGACAGAGCCGCCAGUGGCUUAAGAGAUCUGUUGGGGCAGCCAACCCUGCUUCCCCGGGGUUCCUUAAGUCUGCCAUCAACCUGAGAGGACUUUGCAUCAUUUGAUUUAGUAUUUUAAAAUUGCAUCCUGCAAUUUGGCAGAAAGGCAGUCCGUGGCACAAAGGUGUGCCCACUCAGACAGAACAGCCCCAUUGGCUGUGCCUGGCCUGAACGCCCCCUGCCCCCCCCAAAGCAGGAAGUGGUACUACAACUUUCCAUACAUACGACCAAGUGGGCUCUCAAUGGCUUCUGCUGCAAUAAUUUUUUUGCUUUGUACCUGUAUAAGGUGCCACAAAACUCUUAUUAUUUGCCAUAGUAAGACAUGUAGUUCUGAAGCCUGUGCUUGAAGAAUCAUAGACUUGUAAAGUUGGAAGGGACCCUGAGGAUCAUCUAGUCCCAACCCCUGCAAUGCAACUGUCUCGUAUGGGGAUCGAACCUGCAACCUUGGUGUUAUCAGCACCACACGCUAACCAACUGAGCUAUCCAGAAUGAGGCAUCUUCUUGCUGUAGAAGUCAUCUGCAAUGAUCCCCAGUGACACUUCGGCUUCCUUGUUUAGGUGAUUGUGUGA
Molecule: messenger RNA, 1829 nt
Organism: Podarcis lilfordi (Lilford's wall lizard)
Lineage: Eukaryota; Metazoa; Chordata; Lepidosauria; Squamata; Lacertidae
Source: the annotation of a GenBank genome assembly